Messenger RNA from Plasmodium gonderi, 630 nucleotides. Its product is annotated as protein disulfide-isomerase. Lineage: Eukaryota; Apicomplexa; Aconoidasida; Haemosporida; Plasmodiidae. The record is from RefSeq and is a predicted model, not a curated record. Bases 1 to 630 code for a protein of 209 amino acids. The transcript has 2 exons.
AUGGCAAGAAUUAACAAAAGUUUUGUAUUGUUACUUAUUUUAACAAUUUUGAAAAUAUGCUACUCCCAAGAUGUUAUCGAAUUAAAUGAUUCAAACUUUGAAAGUUUGACACAGAUAUCAACAGGGAAUACGACAGGAUCAUGGUUCAUCAAAUUUUACGCCCCUUGGUGUUCACAUUGUAAAGCCAUGACAAAGACAUGGAAUCAGCUAGCGGCCGAAUUAAAAGGAACAGUGAAUGUUGCAAAAAUAGAUGUCACCACAAAUUCAAAAACGAGAAAGAGGUUUAAAAUAGAAGGUUUUCCAACAAUCAUAUAUUUUAAAAAUGGAAAAAUGUAUGAUUAUAAAAAUCAUGAUAGAUCAUUAGAAGCAUUCAAAAUCUUUGUUCAAGAAACAUAUAAAAAUGUAAAAUCAUCUGAUCCGCCCAAACCACUUAGUUAUGUGGAUGUUAUCAAAGAUAUGGCAAAUGAAACAUUUUCUAAUAUUGACAGAAUAUACAAGUAUGCUUUUCCAUCUCUAGUCGUUAUUAUCGUUUUGUCAUUUUUAUUUGGAUUCAUUACGGCUCUUGUUUUAAAAAAUUGUUGCUCCUGCAUCAAAGCUUCAAAAAGCGAAACUUCCAAAAAAAAAGAUUAA